Aspergillus campestris IBT 28561 is the source of this 540-nucleotide messenger RNA. RefSeq lists its product as uncharacterized. NCBI's taxonomy places the organism in Eukaryota, Fungi, Ascomycota, Eurotiomycetes, Eurotiales, Aspergillaceae. The transcript is spliced from 3 exons. The coding region runs from base 35 to 496 and encodes 153 amino acids. The record is from RefSeq and is a predicted model, not a curated record.
AAGUUUCUCAGUGCAUGGGACUUAUUUAGAUACCAUGUUCUUGGUUCAGAAUCUCAUUCGUAUCUCGCAGGGCCCUGCCCGUGGUCUCGCUCAUUACCCAAACAAGCGAGCUUUCUCCUACAUGUCCAUGCACAGGACAUUCCCGGCAACCUUGUAUCGAUUUCAGACUCACCGUGACUCGAGACUCUUCAACAGGGCCUUUGAACAAGAUGAUUGGGAAUAUGAAGAUGGAAUUAAAGUAUCUGAGGAUGGCUUGGUCCACCCGACUAUCACGAUCGAUGGCACCAAUAUUCCAAAAUCACUGAAUCUCCUUCGUGAGCGAGAAUCUCGCUUCUCCCUACAACCGGCCCGUCCCAUGUCACUGGAUAGUUUGAACCAAGAAUUGACACGGUUUUAUCUUGAAUCUGGGCGCAUGUUUACACCAGAUGAUUGGCUUGGUAGAAAUCCUUACCAUGAGGCAUUCUUUGACCACCUUGAGGAAUGGAUGGAGAGAUAAAAUGCUGUAACAGACAUCAUACUGGCUAUGGAGCUGGAUUACUG